AUGACUCCAUCUACUCCCAAGGCCGACGAAAAUCAACCUCUCAAUGAUAUUCUCUGGAAUGAUGUUAUCAAGCACAACAAGAAAAUGAUUGAACGUGCAAAAUCCGAGAGUCUAGAACACUACUUGUAUGGAGUAUUGGACGAUAUCUUCAGUCGCUGCCUGCAGGAACAAAACCUAGAAUUGGUUACCAAGUUUAGCAUAUUUCGACUCUUUUUAUGCCCCCAAUACCGACUAUCAUACACUUUCGACUCAGAGGACAUUUCACCUGACCAAGAAUCUGGUUCAAGAGUCGAUGCGUCUUCCGGGACUGAGUCUGGUGACUUUCCUGAUUCGGGUUCUUCGCAGGAAGCUAGCAAAUCGCAGGAUGGUCGGUCAGAAGGCACAAUUAAAGAAGACUCGGAGGCUUUGGUUUCUGUAAAGAAAAAUUACCAGAUUCCGGACUUUGCUGUCAUAGCUGAUAACUCAGGCUACCGGAACCGGAAGUCGCAGGUGGAAUUCAUACCAUUUCUCAUUGAAGCAAAGCCCUUCAACCCAAGGAAGGCAAAGGGAAAACGGCAAAGCAUAAAUGGUGCUCUUAGAACCAUUAUGUCACAAAUAGUUCUUCAAGCAAAAGCAAAUUUCGACACCUAUCCUAUGCAGCAACAUGUCCAUAUCUUCUGUGUGCUUGGUCAUCGUUGGAAGGUGCUCCGAUUCGAGCGAGCUGUCCUCACUCAAGUGGUAUACAUGCACGAUGAUUCAGAAUACAAACCCGAUAAUCAGAGGUGCUGCCGCGUCCUAUGGAAAAAAGACAUUGUGUCUUAUUCACCACGCUUUUAUCCCCUUCUGAACAAGGAGGGAAAUGAUAUCCACGAGCAGCUCAAGCUCGAGAUCGCUGUGUGUUUAAACCAAUACAAAGAGCUCAAAACUCAACAGAAGCAGGUGAAUGCCGAAGCAGAUACUUAA
Serpula lacrymans var. lacrymans S7.9 is the source of this 942-nucleotide messenger RNA. RefSeq lists its product as uncharacterized. NCBI's taxonomy places the organism in Eukaryota, Fungi, Basidiomycota, Agaricomycetes, Boletales, Serpulaceae. The coding region runs from base 1 to 942 and encodes 313 amino acids. The record is from RefSeq and is a predicted model, not a curated record. The transcript has 3 exons.